Molecule: messenger RNA, 2743 nt
Organism: Melanotaenia boesemani (Boeseman's rainbowfish)
Lineage: Eukaryota; Metazoa; Chordata; Actinopteri; Atheriniformes; Melanotaeniidae
Gene: mims1b
Product: family with sequence similarity 210 member Ab
Exons: 4
Coding region: 186-1037 (283 amino acids)
Cellular component (GO): mitochondrion
Source: RefSeq, a predicted model, not a curated record
UUCUCUGCGCAUACACGGUUACAUGCUGCUUUCCACGCAGCCCGAGCUGUAGCAACGGUAAAUGUGGUCCUUGAACGACACACAGUCCAGGCUCACUCGCAUGGCCUUCAGGAUUGAGAAAAACUUCUUGAUUUUGACCUUAUAAUCCUACUUCCAAUCCAGCAGGAAGGAGGAGGAAGAGGAGGAUGACAAUGCAGCGCAUCUUAACUCGUGGGACACUGCAGCGGGCGGCUGCAGUGCGCGCGCUAAUGGUUGGCGGUGCCGUCCCGGAGUGUCCGCUCGUUUUCAGCUGCUGCACACUCCGCCUGUCGCUGUUGCAGCCUGUUGGCCGGCGAUGGCUCUCCACGUCAGCCUGCAGCAAAGCAGCGCAUCAACCAAAACACCAGCCGCCUCAAGAGGAGCCACAGCCCAGCUCCACACCUCCAUCACAAAACGUCCAGAAAAGGGAAGCUGAGCCUGAUCCCAUAGAGGUGGAUCCACUUCAGGACAAGUCCAUCGGCCUGUACCAAAGGUUUAAGAAGACCUUCAAACAGUACGGGAAGGUGAUGAUUCCGGUGCAUCUGGUCACAUCCUCCGUCUGGUUUGGAACUUUCUAUUAUGCUGCUAUGAAAGGUGUGAAUGUAGUGCCAUUCCUGGAGAUGAUUGGUCUACCAGAGUCACUAGUUGGCCUUUUGAGAGACUCAUCGAGUGGCUACGCACUGACUGCGUACGCCAUGUACAAGAUUGCAACCCCUGCCAGAUAUGCUGUGACUUUGGGCGGCACAUCGCUGUCAGUUCAGUAUCUCCGAAAGCACGGCUACCUGUCCACACCGCCGCCGGUUAAAGAGUACCUCCAGGACAAAAUGGAGGAGACGAAGGAGUUGCUGACAGAAAAGAUGGAAGAGACAAAGGAGAGGUUUUCAGAGAAAAUGGAAGAGACAAAAGAACGCUUCUCUGAGAAAAUGGAAGAGACUAAAGACAAACUCUCUGAGAAGCUGCAGGAAACCAAAGACAGAGUCUCUGAGGGAAAAGCUUUUUUUAGAAAGAAAGGCGAUUAGUGAAUCAUGGUUGUCCUCUAUUAAAAAGGCUCGUCCUGAUUUCCUGAGUAACAAAUAGGGGGCAAAUAAACAUUUAUUUCUCAGAGCAUCUGGAAAGAGGAGUGAAGCAUUGCACUAUCCCUGUCCUGGCUCAUGUCACCGAUCACCUGUUGUCUAUUUAAGUGUCCACUUUGAUCCCUCAUUGUCUGAACCCUGCCACGAUGCGCUGGAAGUGUAGACAAGACAGCAGCUCAGCUGGCAGCGCUGAGUCUGGCUCCGUCAUUUCAGACUGGAUUUACACGGCUCAUCCAAUCUGGACUUUGACGCGUAGUUGACCAGACAGGAAUCACACACACAUACGAGAGGUGGCUUCAGUGGCAGUGAAGAGAGCAGCGCUAAUCUUUCUGGUUGAUAGGAAAAUAAAACUUGAAGCUCAUUGUUAUCUGUGUAGUGUUGGAGCCUUUCUGGAGGCUGGAGGUACCACCUUGUGUCUUUUAUAAUGUAAUUAGAGAGAAAUUAUGUUUUUUAAUGUAUUUUUUUCUGAUAGCCAAAGCUGAUAUUUGACAUCAUCAGUGGUGUCUGCACCACUUAAUGCAACGACUGAAGGUGUUUAUGAAAUGACUUGAGGAGAUGAUUAUUGGAGCGGAAAUGGUCACAGUGCAUGUUUGUGAUGACACACAUACUUGAUCAGAACUACUGGCACCUAUGAAUAGUACAUAGAAAAUUUAAAUAACUUAAGAAAUAAAUGCAAAUGGAUCAAGUUUGUAAAAUCAGAAUAUUUUGAUAUAAGGUCCAGAAAACAUGAAUUAAAAAUGGAUCAAAUCUUAUGUAGUUUCGCUUUAAGAGAUGAAGAUGUAAAGGUGAAGAUCAGAGGUGUCAGUUUCAGAAAAAACUGCAGUUCCACUUUCCUCAAGGCUUUCCCAAACUGAUUGUCAUUGCUUUUAUUCUCAAGAUGUUUUAUUCACAAAAGUGAGGUGCAGCUAAGAAAAAAUAUAAAACGUCGAGCUGACCUGGACCAGUGUUCAUGGUUUCUGUUCAUGCUGCAGAUUGAACUAAGUGUGGUGAAGGCCAAGGAGAGAAACACCAUUCACUUCACAGAAGGCCAGAAUCAGAUCAAGCACCGUCUUUCUGGCAGGGUGUUUUGUACUUACUGGAAACCAAAUUAAAAUAAGAAUUAAGAAUGCAGUGCACGAGUAAGUUAUGAUUCAGAAAAACAUGAGGGAGGUUGACCUCCUGUCUGAAUGAAUGAAAAGAACGAUCAGAUUGAAGGUUGGAUGUGAAGGUCUUCACACUCGGAGCAGAACAGCUGAAAACACAUUCAGUUUAAAACUGGCGAGCAUCUUUAAAUCUGCUCUGAAAAGCUUUGAGAAAUGAAAUGAGUCAGUACAAGAAAGAUGUGAGAAACUACCAGACAUGCAAGGAGCUGCCCAACGCUUUGCACUAUAAUGCUAAAUUUUCUCUUUUUAAUGAAAAUAUUUGGAUUUUACAAAAUUGUGUUUGUAUGUAAAGCUGCACGUGAAAUAACUGGAUGUGAGGACUUGGGAUCAGGACUGAACAUGCAGCGGGUGCAGCAGAAAGGAACAGAACGUGAUACGUGGAUGUUUAAUGUUGACAGAGUGCCAGAAAAGUGGUCUAACUUUAAUUUAUUGAAUAACGUUCUUGCUGGAAAUUCACACUAAUGUCUGAUUGAAUAAAAGUCAAACUGAUAAAGUUUGGAGCUGUUUUUA